ACUUUCUUCCCAGCGACAACUCUGCAGAUUAAUCAGAAUGAGCAGUGAACCAGAAGUCAGCGUCGGGGCAGUGACACUGAUUGCGAAGGACAUCAUCAAAGAUGCUCUCGCCUCCAACACUCUCUGGAAAUGGACAAUCCGUGCCGUAAGGCUCGAGGUUGCAAUGCGACUCGGAAUAGACGAGUCUGUCAUCCUGUCGAGUAGGGAGCUAAAAGACGCUAUCAAGACCGCCACUGAUCAAGCUCAGGUUGAGUAUCAGGCAGAGCACCCUGAAGAUGAAGAGGAUGAGAUCGUACCAGAAGAGAAUCGACCUAAACCUGAACCUGAACCCGUCAAGAAAGUGAAGAAGGCAAAGAAGGUGGAAGAACCUAAAGCGAAAGCAAGGAAACGCAAGUCCGACGCUGUACCGUCUUCCUCUUCGCCUCCGCCCAAGAAGAGAGCAAAGGAAUCUACAAAGAAGAAGACAUAUCGUUCAGCUUCCAUCGUGCCUUCAUCAGACGAGGAAACGGCUGCUCCUCCACCUAAGAAGAAAGCAAAGGAAACUGGAAUUAAGAAGACGUAUCGUUCGUCCUCCAUCGUUCCUUCAUCCAACGAGGAAGGGCCGCCGCCGCCUCAGCAGAAAACGAAAGAUUCUGGGAAGAAGAAAACAUAUCAUUCAUCCCAGGCCAUUGUACCCUCAUCAGACAAAGCAGACUCGCCCCGGAAACCAUCCGAAUCCUCCAAGUCCACCGCUCCUACUAAAUCCAAGGUCCCAAAAUCCAAAUCCCUAAUCACGUCAGAAGACGAAGCGGCCGCUUCUGCCUCUGACCGUGAGCAAGCAGAAGCUGAGGUUGAGAUCGAGAAGGAGGCAGCUAAGCUCGAAGAGGCUGAAGCGGAGAGAAGUGAGUCUGAGAUGAGUGUAUUGAUCGAUGACGAAGCUCCGAAACGUAAGAAGAAAGCUACGGAAAAGGAACCAGCGAAACGUGGUCGAAAGAAGAAAGAACCUGUCGAAGAAGAUAAAGAUGACAAAGAGAUCAAGCGUCUCAAGCAACUCGUCUCAGCCUCCGGCCAUCGCAAACCCUACACAAAGCUCUUCUCCGCCCUUCCAGACCCGACAUCGAAACGUGCCCAAAUCAAACUUAUCAAAGAUAUUCUUAUCAAGGAAUGUGGAUUCCCAAAGGAAGGAAGACGGUGGACGGUCAAGUUGGCUAAGGAGCUGAAGGAGAAAAGGGAGUUUGAGAAAGAGCUUGAGGACGUCAAGCAAUUUGAGAAAGCCAUCACCUCCCGCUCGUCUCGAACUUCCCGUACUGUCACUGCUCGUCGUGGAUCCCCCGAAGGAAACGGUAUGGAUGAAGAUGAGAGUGAUGAAGAGGUUGAGAUUCUGCCCAAGAACAAUGCGAGGAAGCGUAUCAUGGCGUUCUUGGAAGAUCAGAGUGAAGAGAGUGACUGAGGCUGUCUAGUUCACGAUCACAACUUCAUGCUUUUUUCUUGGUUCACAUGUUUGUUAUACCACAUAGGCUAUACUCACAAUAUUCGUAUACCGUUACUAUUUGCUCUGCUUUACAACUCCUCUCAAUGAUUCCAUGUUUCCUCGACUUGUAUCGAACAACCUGUCUCCGACUUCAUUUACCCUCAACCUUUCCAUUUACUCUGCCCUC
Molecule: messenger RNA, 1637 nt
Organism: Somion occarium
Lineage: Eukaryota; Fungi; Basidiomycota; Agaricomycetes; Polyporales; Cerrenaceae
Source: the annotation of a GenBank genome assembly